AUGCCGAUCAAAGUCACACCCAUCUCUGCAGAAGAUGUUCCCGGCGCCGUGAAAUGCAUCCAGGACGCGUUCGCCGAAGAUCCGUACAACCACUGGGUCUUCAACGAUCGCGACAACUUCUCCCUCAAACGCAACUCCGUCAGUCUCAGUAUACGAUGCAGAUGGGGAAUGUCACAUGCUCUCUUCCACGUCGCGAAAGAUACAGAUGAUUCAUCGGGGACAGUGCUAGGCGUAGCAUGCUGGUUGUCUCCCAGCAAUCCUUUCGCACCGCAGACAUGGAAAGCCUAUCUAGGCGACUGGUGGCUGUGGUUUGAACAAGGGAGGAUAAAUCUUUGGUAUGGUCGUGGUGGUCUCAACGUGAAGCGAUAUUACAUUUGGAAAGCGGCACAGGCAGAGGCGCAGAAAGAGCUGUGGAACGAUGAGAAGGGAUACUAUUUCUGCAAUAUCGUGACAGUUCUCCCAGAGGCUCAAGGGAGAGGCGUAGGCAAAUUGCUCUUCCAGCAUGUUACUGAUCAGGCAGACAGAGAAGGGCGUUCGUGCUAUCUCGAGAGUAGCAGAGCAGAGCCAAACAUGGCCAUCUACCAAAAGAUGGGGUUUGAACUUGCAAAGGAGAUGAUUUGCGACGACCACGUACGUAUCAUGAAGUCCAUUCUCACCAUAUGA
This is a messenger RNA of Lecanosticta acicola, 663 nucleotides long. NCBI's taxonomy places the organism in Eukaryota, Fungi, Ascomycota, Dothideomycetes, Mycosphaerellales, Mycosphaerellaceae. The record is from the annotation of a GenBank genome assembly.